This is a messenger RNA of Carassius auratus (goldfish), 1859 nucleotides long. Its product is annotated as TM2 domain-containing protein 3-like. The transcript has 6 exons. The record is from RefSeq and is a predicted model, not a curated record. NCBI's taxonomy places the organism in Eukaryota, Metazoa, Chordata, Actinopteri, Cypriniformes, Cyprinidae. Bases 53 to 835 code for a protein of 260 amino acids.
UUGGGACUUUUAUGUGAGCGGAAGCCGGAAGUUCACGGCGGCGGUGUUCGGGAUGACGGCAAACAGACUGAAACGGGUUUUUGAACGCGGACGGAACAUCAUGAGCUCGUAUGUGAUGCUGUUUCUGCUGCUGCUCGACAUUUACUCCUCAUGUGCGAUCGCGUAUCUGAGCUCUCCUCACGUGGGUCAGGAGACGCCGUACACGGCCCAGCAGAGCCCGGUGAUGACCAGUCCGGUGGCUCUGACCUCGUCCUCUGCUGCUCCAGCGGUCACCGAUGAUGACCUGUCCGUGUGUCCCAGCGGCGGUCAGUGCUCCAGACUCCCGGCCGACUGCAUCAUCUGCUCGUUUCAUCACAACUGUAGCUACGGCCGGCCGGCUAACUUCACCUGCAGAGCCAAAGCAGGCGUCCACUGUGUGAGCGAUCAGGGUCGGCCGCAGCAGAACUUCUCGCUCACGCUGGACUGUCGCUUCUGUUGGCAGCUGGAUCCGUCUCAGUACAGCUGCACCAACACCGACAACUGCAUGACGGUGUCGUGUCCACGCAGACGCUAUAACGCCAGCUGUAAAGCUCUGGAUCACGUGCACUGCCUGGGGAAGCGAGAGUUUCAGAAGCGUCUGUUCUGUAACUGGACGGGAGGAUAUAAGUGGUCCACGGCUCUGGCCCUCAGCGUGACUCUGGGGGGCUUCGGAGCGGACCGCUUCUAUCUGGGCCAGUGGAGGGAAGGUCUGGGGAAGCUCUUCAGUUUCGGCGGUCUGGGGAUCUGGACGCUGAUCGACGUGCUGCUGAUCGCGGUGGGAUACGUGGGGCCAGCCGACGGCUCGCUGUACAUCUGAGGGAUCGAAUGUGACUCUGACUCUGACUCCUCCAUCCCAGAUUUCCAUCCCGAUUCGCACGUGUUGUGUCCAAACUCCCACUGCGACAGAUUCCCAUCUGCUCUUCAGCAGCACGUCUGACAGACUCCAUCAGAGGAAGACCGCAGCGCUAGAGGCGAUGCACAGCAUGCAUCUAAACUCAUCUGUGUCAGUCUUAUUUUACUGCUAUGUGUAUAUAUAUGUGUUUAUAUAUUAUGAGUGUUGAUUUCUGAUUAAACCAGCGUCAGGUUGAUGACGGUGCUCACCUGAGUUUGUCUUUAUCUGUCAGAUUCAGCAAGACGAAACACUGCGGGGGAACAUUUGAAGACGGGUUCAAAAUUCCUGUUUGCAUUUGUUGAUAUAAUAAAGGUUUAAUCAGAGGGAUUUAUUGUGGAACUUUCGUGGCCGUGAAAAAAAAAAAAAAAAAAAAAAAAUUUCUCAUAAUUCUCACAAAGAUGUAUCUGUUUAUAGGUUUUUUUCUAUGGAAGCUUGUUUUCUGCCAAGGGAUGAAAAUAAAGGUAUUUGCAACUUUUUAUCUCACAACUUGCAAUUCUGACAAACAAAUAAAAUACAGUAAAAAAAAAAAAAAAUUAUGAGAAAGAAAUUGAAACAAAGUUGCAGUUUUCUUUGUUAUUAUUCAUUCUGUGACAGAAACAAAAUUGCAAGAAAAAAGACAGAAUUUAUUUUCUCAAUUGCAAGUUUAUGUUUAACAAUUCUAUUUUCUCAGAAUUCUGAGUUUACAUGUUGCAAUUUUGUGUUUAUAUUAUUAUUAUAUUUUUUUUGAGAAUUGCGAGAGAAAAGGCAGAUUAGUGAGAAAAUGUUGCGAAUAGCUUUAUUUUUAUUCUGUGGCAGAAAACAAGCUUCCAUGAAAAAUACAGUAAACUUUCAGAACAGAACAAGAGGAAUAAAACUGAAGGUGUGUGUGUAAAAGAAAAAACUCUCACAGCUAUGAAUUGGAAUUGAAUCUACAGAUAAAGUGCAAUAAAAAUGUAUAUUUGGAUGGUUA